This is a messenger RNA of Leptopilina boulardi, 384 nucleotides long. RefSeq lists its product as uncharacterized. The record is from RefSeq and is a predicted model, not a curated record. Bases 1 to 384 code for a protein of 127 amino acids. The transcript has a single exon. Lineage: Eukaryota; Metazoa; Arthropoda; Insecta; Hymenoptera; Figitidae.
AUGAAGAGUGUAACAAAUUAUCGUCCUAUAACAUUACUUAGUGCAAUACCUAAAGUCUUUGAGAGUAUUGUUUUUGAUAUGAUUUAUCAGCAGGUGGAACACUUGAUAAUUGAUGAACAGCAUGGCUUUAUGAGAAGAAGAUCAGUACUGACUAACUUAACACUGUUUACUAACUUUGUAGCAUCUCAUAUCGGAAAAGGUCUUCAAGUGGAUGUGAUUUAUACUGAUUUUGCGAAAGCUUUUGAUAAGGUUGAUCAUGCGAUUCUGGUGUCGAAGCUAGAGGCUUUAGGUUUUUCAGUGGAUUUAAUUAUCUGCAUUAAGAGUUAUCUUAAUGAUAGAUAUUCAUCGGUACGUGUUGAACAUGAGUUUUCAGAUGUUUUUUAG